This is a messenger RNA of Sander lucioperca (pikeperch), 2550 nucleotides long. RefSeq names its product aldehyde dehydrogenase 1 family, member A2 (gene aldh1a2). The coding region runs from base 133 to 1689 and encodes 518 amino acids. The transcript is spliced from 13 exons. Gene Ontology annotation, molecular function: aldehyde dehydrogenase (NAD+) activity. Lineage: Eukaryota; Metazoa; Chordata; Actinopteri; Perciformes; Percidae. The record is from RefSeq and is a predicted model, not a curated record.
CGUUGCCCAAUGAAAAUGAACCGCGGCUGACACCUGGCUAUAAACCCAGGAAGAAACCCAAAGUCCUAAUCAGAAAUCUGUUGAAAAAACCCCGAGAGGCGCAGCAGGCAGACGAGUGGAGAGACAGCCGCGAUGACUUCCAGUAAGAUCGAGAUCCCCGGAGAGGUGAAGAGCGACCCCGCUACUCUCAUGGCAUCCCUCCAGCUGAUGCCUUCACCGGUGCCCAACCCGGAGAUCAAGUACACCAAGAUUUUCAUCAACAAUGAGUGGCAUGACUCUGUUAGUGGGAAGGUCUUUCCUGCCUACAACCCAGCUACUGGAGAGCAGAUCUGUGAGGUCCAGGAAGCAGAGAAGGCUGAUGUUGAUAAAGCGGUGCAGGCGGCUCGCCUCGCCUUUUCUUUGGGCUCCGUAUGGCGAAGGAUGGACGCAUCUGAGAGGGGGCGUCUUCUGUCCAAACUGGCUGACCUGGUGGAGAGAGACAGUGUCAAUCUAGCAACUAUUGAGUCACUGAACAGUGGGAAGCCUUUCCUGCCCACCCUGUUUGUGGACCUCCAAGGAACCAUAAAGACACUGAGAUACUUUGCUGGAUAUGCAGACAAGAUCCAUGGCACUUCCAUUCCAAUGGAUGGAGAGUAUCUGACAUUUACCAGAUAUGAGCCCAUUGGAGUUUGUGGACAAAUUAUCCCUUGGAACUUCCCUCUGAUGAUGACAGCAUGGAAGCUGGGUCCAGCAAUCGCAUGUGGAAACACUGUUGUCCUUAAACCUGCUGAGCAGACACCGCUCACCUGCCUCUACAUAGCAGCUCUCAUCAAGGAGGCCGGGUUUCCACCGGGAGUCAUCAAUAUUUUGCCAGGAUUCGGGCCAACGGCAGGAGCUGCGAUUGCUUCGCACAUGGGCAUAGACAAAGUGGCUUUCACAGGAUCAACCGAGGUUGGCAAGCUGAUCCAAGAAGCAGCUGGGAAGAGUAACCUAAAGAGAGUGACGCUGGAGCUAGGAGGAAAGAACCCCAACAUCAUCUUUGCAGAUGCUGAUUUGGAUCUAGCUGUAGAACAGUCCCAUCAGGGCGUGUUUUUCAACGCAGGCCAGUGCUGCACGGCAGGCUCUCGCAUCUUUGUGGAGGAGCCCAUAUAUGAUGAGUUUGUUCGGAGGAGUGUGGAGCGAGCCAAGAGGAGGAUAGUUGGCAGCCCCUUUGAUCCCACCACUGAGCAGGGUCCACAGAUCAGUCGGGAGCAGCAGAAUCGUGUGUUGGAAUUUAUCCAGAGUGGUAUCAGUGAAGGAGCCAAGAUGGAGUGUGGAGGCAAAGCUCUGGGCUUGAAAGGGUUCUACAUUGAGCCCACUGUUUUCUCUAACGUGAGGGAUGACAUGCGCAUUGCCAGAGAGGAGAUUUUCGGUCCAGUCCAGCAGAUCAUGAAGUUCAAAACUAUCGAGGAAGUGAUAGAAAGGGCCAACAACACAGAUUAUGGUUUGGUUGCUGCCGUAUUCACCAACGACAUCAACAAAGCCAUGACCAUAUCCACAGCCGUGCAGGCUGGCACUGUCUGGAUAAACUGCUUCAACGCUCUCAGCACACAGUGUCCAUUUGGAGGAUAUAAAAUGUCUGGCAAUGGACGUGAAUUGGGAGAAAGCGGCUUGAAGGAGUACUCAGAAGUGAAGACCAUCACGAUGAAGAUGGUCGCCAAGAACUCUUAAGGCAGCCACACUUUCUUGGGGAGGAGGUAGCGUCUUCCUCAUCACUGACCCGCCUCUUGUCAGUCCGUCCACAGUGGCAAACGACAAUUACUAUCAAAACUAGUUAUCUCCACGGUAACUACAGGCUGUGUGUGACCACUCGCUGCCCUCCCAGUUCCUCCAUCAACUCUGCAAUGCUCGCAACGGACAGUCAGCUAAUCCCUGUCCAGCUAUCUCCACCUGCCUUGAGUGACUCUCUCCAGUCUAACUGAGUACCACUGAACUACCCCCUAAUGUAUACCUCCUCCACUAACUACACUAAAGCACUCACAGAGACAAUGGGGAGGCUGUUCUGACUGCAAACCCCAAUAACAACUCCCCCUCCCAGUUGCUACACCCUGACCCCCCCCCCCCCCCCCCCCCCCUCCCCAGAUGCUGGAUGCUCAGAGACUCAGUCGCCCGCACUUGCAAUCAACCCUUUACUAGCAACUUGUCAUGUGUUGGGAGGCAGUUAUUCUUUGUACUGUGCGGUAUGAUCGUCAAAAAACCUCAUGUUUCAUUUUCUUGGUAGAAUUUAUGCAAGCAUGUCAGCUCAUUCAAGAACACUGAUGUUGUCAGCCUCAGAUAUGAAUGGAUGAAAUGUUUAUUCAGAAUUAAAAUGGAUUUCUAAUUGUCUUUGUUUAUAUUUUAGCUUGUAUGACUUAACACUGUAUGUCAACCUUUGACUGAUGUAAGCGUGAAGAUUUUAACCUCUUAAAAGCAUUUUACUCUCACCUGCUAAAAGAGGAGUAGAUGUAUUUUCAACAUUAUGUAACUGAUUUUCAUUGAUGUCCAUCUAUGUUUAUGUUUAUACUAUCAUAUGCUAUAAAAUUAUAAAAUGAC